Ochotona curzoniae (black-lipped pika) is the source of this 5134-nucleotide messenger RNA. RefSeq names its product centrosome and spindle pole associated protein 1 (gene CSPP1). The coding region runs from base 131 to 3763 and encodes 1210 amino acids. The transcript is spliced from 31 exons. Gene Ontology annotation, biological process: positive regulation of cytokinesis. The record is from RefSeq and is a predicted model, not a curated record. Lineage: Eukaryota; Metazoa; Chordata; Mammalia; Lagomorpha; Ochotonidae. Gene Ontology annotation, cellular component: centrosome; spindle pole; microtubule.
UGGGUGGAGCUGAGAGAAUGACGUUUUGGCGGGCGGGGGCAGCUACUUGGGAUGGAAAGUUGCUUGGAAAAGCCUAGGAAAAAGAAAAAAAAAAAAGGAAGGUUGCGGAGAAAUUGAAAUAAUUUACAAAAUGGCUGAUAAGCUGGAUGAAUUUAUUGAAGAGCGAAAAGCCAAAUUGGCCAAAGACAGAGCUGAGUUGGAACGUGAUCCACCUUAUAUGGAAAUGAAGGGAAAGACAUCAGAGAAGCUUUCUGAAAACAGUAAAAUAUUAAUCUCCAUGGCUAAGGAAAACAUACCACCAAAUAGUCAACAAACCAAGGGUUCCUUAGGAAUUGAUUAUGGAUUAAGCUUACCGCUUGGGGAAGAGUAUGAACGGAAGAAACAUAAACUAAAGGAAGAGUUGCGACAGGAUUACAGGCGCUAUCUUACUCAGGGUAUUACACAAGCAAAAAGAAAGAAAAAUUUUUUAUCCACGGGUGAACCAGAUCCAGCUACUCUGGGAGUUUCUCUUCCUAUUGGUGAGAGGCUGUCUGCCAAGGAAAGAUUGAAACUUGAGCGCAACAGAGAAUACAAUCAGUUUCUCAGGGUUAAGGAAGAAUCCAGUGAAAAAUCCAGGCACAUUGAAAAGAGUACUGAGCCCAACAGUGAAGGGGUUAAAAAAGCUUUUAGUCAAGUUAAACCUGAUACACCUUCACAACUACACACAUCAUAUGAAAAUUCAGAGGGUCCUGCAACAGAUACUUUAGUUCCUUCAGAGGCAUAUGAACAACUUCUAAACCAAAGACGGCUGGAAGAGGACAGAUAUCGGCAACUAGAUGAUGAGAUUGAAUUAAGGAAUAGAAGAAAUAUAAAAAAAACAAGUGAAGAAGUGGGCAUCUCUAAUACAGAGUACCCAAGUUUGUCUAAGAAGUCUGAAGUUCCAGACAGAAGACUUCGCAGGUUUAAUGACAAUUACGUAAUUGAUAGACACUAUUAUAGACCACACCAAGAUCCGGAAGUAAGUGAAGAAAUGGAUGAGAGGUUUAGAUUUGAGAGUGAUUUUGAUAGAAGACUUUUGAGAGUGUAUCCAAAUGACAGGAUGCACGGGAGCAGACGAGGGACUGGGUCUCCUGUGGAGUAUGACGGUGAUGUCACAGAACAGUUAAACACACGCAUUUCAUCUGCUGGCAAUAAAAGUGCUCAAGACAAUGCACCAUCCAGAUCCAAUCGAGAGAUCUGCAGUCCUUUUGCAGGGAUGCUGUUUGGAGGUGAAGAUCGAGAAGUUAUUCAGAAAAGAAAAGAGAAAUACAGACUGGAGCUGUUGGAGCAAAUGGCUGAGCAACAGAAGAAUAAGAAACGAGAAAAAGAUUUAGAGCUCAGAGUGGCUGCUUCUGGAGCACAGGAUCCUGAGAAGUCGCCUGAUAGACUACAGCAGUUUAGUGUGGCGCCAAGGCACUUUGAAGAGAUGAUUCCUCCUGAAAGACCUAGAGUAGCUUUCCAGACACCUCUCCCUCCUUUAUCUGCCCAGUCUGUCCCACCCAUCCCAUCACUUCAGGCUGUUCCAUCUCAAAAUGAAGAUUUGUACAGUGGACUCAGCAGCACCCUUGGUGAAAUGGUGCCUCCCAGGAUUGCACCUGUGCCUCCACCUCCUCUAAUACCCCCUUUGGCUACUAGCUAUAGAACUCCUUAUGAUGAUGCCUACUAUUUUUAUGGUGCCAGAAAUACUUUGGAUCCCAGUCUUGCUUACUAUGGCUCAGGAAUGAUGGGAGUACAGCCUGCAGCUUAUAUUAGUGCACCUGUCACUCAGCAAGUAGCACAGCCUGUUGUGAAUAUGAUUAGGCAGAAAGAAGUGAAAGUUACAAGUGAUCAAGCAGUAAAUUCAGGAUUGUUUUUUGAAGAUAAGCCAAAACCUUCAAAACAAUCACUUCAGUCCUACCAAGAAGCCUUGCAGCAGCAGAUUCGAGAAAGGGAAGAAAGAAGGAAGAAAGAACGUGAGGAGAAAGAAGAAUAUGAAGCUAAAUUAGAAGCAGAAAUGAGAAGUUACAACCCCUGGGGAAAAGGUGGAGGUGGUGCUCCUCUCAGGGAUGCAAAAGGAAAUCUGAUAACUGAUUUGAAUAGGAUGCACAGACAAAAUAUAGAUGCCUACCAUAACCCAGAUGCAAGAACCUACGAAGAUAAAAGGGCUGUUGUUUCUCUAGAUCAAAAUUUAGCCACUUCAAAUGCUGAGAACCUAGAAGAUUCUGCAAAUAAAAACUCAGGUCAAACACAGACCUCUCCUUUUGCUCGGGGAAAUAUAUUUGGUGAGCCUCCUACUGAACUUCAGAUUAAACAGCAAGAAUUAUAUAAGAACUUUCUUCGUUUUCAGAUUGAAGAAAAGAAACAAAGAGAAGAAGCAGAACGCGAGAGACUGAGAAUUGCAGAAGAGAAAGAGGAAAAGCGGCUUGCAGAACAGAGGGCACGGAUUCAGCAAGAGUACGAGGAGGAACAGGAGAAGAAAAAGGAAAAAGAAGAAGAGCAAAGGCUUAAAAAUGAAGAGCUUAUUCGUUUGGCUGAAGAAAGAAGAAAAGAAGCAGAAAGAAAGAAGAAGGAGGAAGAAGAGAAACAUAAUUUGCAACUUCAGCAUUACUAUGAAAGAGAAAACCUGAUUGCGGCAGAAACUAAGCACGUGAGACAGCCUUCUCCUGUUGUUCCGGCUCUUCAGCACAAAAUUGCAAGCAAACUGCAAAGGCCUCCUUCAGUCGACAGCAUCAUAAAUUCCUUUAUUCAUGAAAGUUCUGUGUCUAGGCCACAGUCUCCUCCAGUACCUGCUAGGAAAAAUCAGCUUCGUGCAGAAGAGGAGAGAAAAAAUGUAAUUCUGGAAUUAUCGGAAAUGAGAAAACAGCUUCGCAGUGAAGAGAGGCGACUACAAGGGCAGCUGCUACAUAUGGAUGAUGAAGUUCACAUAAGGCAAAGGGAAAGGAAUCCUAUGGAUAUAUUUGACAUGGCUAGACAUCGAUUGCAAGCUCCUGUUAGAAGACAGUCACCUAAAAACUUAGAUGUUAACACUUUGCAGAAUAUUCAUGAUUUUAAUGAGCUGAAAGAUAGAGACUCUGAAACACGAGUUGAUCUGAAGUUCAGGUACCCCGAUGCUCCGCGAGACCACCACACCUUGGAGAUCCAGCAGCAAGCCCUGCUUCGGGAGCAGCAGAAGAGGCUGAACAGAAUCAGAAUGCAGGAGUGUGCUGACGCUGACUUAGAUGCCAAAGGGAGAGAACACAGGAUGCCCAGAGAUGUCAAUAAUGAUUUGAAAAAUUCGUUGUUGGAAUCUGAUAGUGCCUUUAUAGGUGCUUACGGCGAGACGUACCCGGCCAUUGAGGAUGACACUCUCUCUCCACCAUCACGGCUGCCCUCGGCAAGGGAGCGCCGGAGGAACAAGCUCAAAGCACUGGACCUCGAUAACAGUCAUUUCAAUGUACUACCCGACGAUGUCUCUUUAAAAUCUGUCUCCAGCGUAAAUAUUGAUCAGCUCAGAAUGAGAAAUGAGGAACGCAUGCGAAGACUGAAUGGACAAGAUAAACCUAUUAAUGCAGACGAUGAGGAGAGUUCACUGCUUGAUCCUGAUGACAUCAUCAAACAUGUGAGUGAUGACGGGUCCAACUCUAUAGCAACUGAACCCUGGCUCCGUCCUGGGACCUCAGAAACCUUGAAGCGCUUCAUGGCAGACCACCUACACCCAGAGCAGCAGCAGGUUCCUGGAAAACCAGGUGCCUACACUUGGCAGGGUCUGUCCACCGCACAUGGUUAAACCACGUCUGUACUGGAUCCAGUAGUGCCUUGUAUGAAGUGUUGAAUCUGUGUACUGUACCUGGGAAGGAUUUGCUUAGGUUCCAUCUGUACAUAAAAGUGCUUUGCCAUGAUGGUGUGUAUGAUGUAUAUUCUGUACAUAAAUAAAAGGCAAUGAUUUUUAAUAUAAUAGAAUUCUAUAGAAGUACUUUUGCUGAAUUUUGCCAUUAAUGAAGGGGCAGUAACUCUUGAAUUCAGCUACCAUAUGUGCAUUACUUAAACUGCUUGUCACUAAGACAAGGAGUAGAGAAGGUCUUUAAUGGUUCUGUAAAACCAGAAUUCUGUUGGCUGACUGGUACCUGUUCAAGGUGGUGCGUCUCACAGCUGCAUUGUUGUAGCUUACUUACCCAGCUGCUGUGUAAUGAGGGAAUCAAAUGUCCUUGUAGCUACUGAUUCAGUAGGAAUUAUGGGAGAUAUUUUAUUCCUGUGAGCCAUGCACUGUUAAAUUUUUGUCUGCAUUUUAUCUUUUGUGUCAAUGAAAGACAGUUACUAAUUUAUAUGAUUUAACUUAACUCCUUGAUGAAUAAAUUUCUAUUUUUAUUACCAAUGUUAAUUUAUUCUAACUUGAAAUGUCCACACUAAGUUUUUAAAGGUUGAAGAGAAGAAGUAACUCCUAGGGGUUUCCCUAAUCAGUAAGUGGUUCUCCUUCGAAAGCAAAAACUCUGAAAAAUAAUUUUUACUAGGAUUUCAGCUGCUUUGUUUCCUCUGACAUAAUGACUUAAUAUCAGACAGGGUUGCCACAACUGUGAAAUUUGUUUAAUAAUGUAACCAUUACUUUACUAUUAAAAGUUUUUCUUCUGUCUCCUCUAGGGAGAGUCCUGAUCCUACAACAGUAAGUAUUAAUCUAUUAGGAGGUGGGAAGCACUUACCAAGACAAAGCCGAAGGUUACAGUGGCUCCUGGCCACCGAGGUGGGUGCCUCUCGGCUGCAGCAGGAGCAGAGCUCUGUCCUAGGGCUGCUAAGCACGGCUUAGAGGCUUAGAACUGUUCAGUGUCCGAGAUAGGUGUGACUCCUCAAGCCUGAACUAAUUUGAGAAACACAGUAUCAACCAUGCAGACCACCCUACCCAGAAGGGAACUUUAAUUUUGUUUUAGCUUUCAAAUACUGUUGGUUUACUUUGCAUUCAUAAACAUGUAAAAUACUCAAAUUAUAAAUGUGAUUGGGCCAAGAAAGUUGGGUGUGCAGCAUGCUCCAGUGCCAGAAGCUGGAGGAAGGGGAAAGCAUAUUGAGGGUGCAGUUCUGGACAAAAAUAUCCUUACCGUAAUUGUUUGGUUUGCAACGCAUCAACGAGGAAAGAAAGUCAGUGAAACAUGGGGUUGCGGGUUAUCCAGUU